CCACAGAGACCGGGGAUGCCACCUCGGCCGGGGAUGCCACAGAGACCUAUGAUGAACAGACCACCAGGACCAAUGCUUCCACCUAUCACAUCUGCAUACAAGAGGAAAUAUGAGGAUGAGGAAGAUGAGUAUGACUCAGAAAUGGAUGAUUUUAUUGAUGAUGGAGGUGAGGAGCAGGAGGAAAUUUCUAAGCACAUAAAGGAAAUCUUUGGCUAUGAUCGAACCAGAUACAGAGAUGAGAGUGACUAUGCACUAAAAUUCAUGGAGAGCAGCUGGAAAGAUUUGCAGAAAGAAGAAGCUAGGAGCCUGAGAAUGGCUGUGCAGGAGGAUCUGGAGGAGGAAAGAAGGGAGGAAGAUGAGCUGAAAAAAAACUGCAAGAGGAAAAAAAUGAACUGAGGCCUCAUUGUCGUUGAGAUGAAUAAAAGAAGAUCAUUUUCUUCAUUUUGCUGAAAGAUGCGACAAAGGGAUACACAAAACCCAGUGACUGUCCACUUUGGGUGCUUUGUCAUUGCUUCUCUCCCUGAGAUUAGAUAAAACCCAGCAUCAUCUCAAGAAAACUGGAGAGAAAGAAUUUUAGUAAAAGGAGGCCUGAAAAAGACAAUAUGCACAAAUUAAUCAGGCACUGGGAUUAAAGUUCUCACAUUCUCCUUUCUUAUUUAUUUUACCUGCUGAUUGCAGGGAUAUACCUACAGUCCCAUCUGUUUAAAAAAACAAAAAAGAUCGGCAUCGACGACUACAAUAAUGGAAAAGUGUGAUUGAUUUCUUUCUUUUUCCUCUUUUUUUUUUAAACGCUAACAUGAAAUGUUAUAUAAAUGAUGACAUGCUAUUUUUGAGGCGAAGUUGUUGCAUAUUUUUCCAGACUAACUUUUAUUGUAAACUCAGUAAAAUGCAGAUGACAUUACCAUUUGAUACUUUGUGUUUUUAUCUUUGGAAGAAUCUGACUGACAAUAAUGCAUUAAGGCUUUUGUUUAGUUUUAUGUCGGCAUUUUCAGAGUAUGACAAUCUAAAAGAGCUUUGUUUGGACUGCAACUGUAAUGCAGCAGGUAGUCAAUGUUUUGCUUUGUGUUUCUGUGGAAGAGAGAAAAAAUGAUUUUCUUCCCUAAAUUGUGUCGAGUAUUUUUAUUUUUUUAAGUUUAGUUUAUUUAAAGAAACUGGCAUGGUCAGUAUGUAAUGUUGUGCUCAUCCAGUCUGGUUAUGGCGUUACGUACCUUUUUGUACCUGCCAGUUUGCCGUAGUUGAUGUCACAAGUGGGCGGGAUCUGUCGCCCUGUGUCGCCUGACUACUCCUUAAAGUUUGCGGAAGUUUGUCUUUUAGAAUUUAAGUGGAAGCAAAGUCUCAGUCUGGUGGAAAUAAAAGGAAACGUGGAUUAUUUAUUUUUUUCGGGGAGUCGUGCUUUAAUAGAUGGACCUCACGUCAGAGAAAAUCCAGCGGAUUCUUUCGAAGUACAAAUUUCGUGAUGUUGCUGUUGAGGAGUUGGAGAAAAUCCAUCGAAUCUAUCCUGGGAUGAAACCUUCCACAGGCACAUACACAUUUAGUGACAGCACCCAAAAAGACCUCCUGAAAUUAACUGGCACCAUCCCGGUCCAAUAUGAAGGUCGCUCCUACAACUUCCCCAUUCAGCUGUGGCUGUUGGACUCCUUCCCCUUCACUCCUCCCAUAUGCCACCUGAAACCCACUUCUAACAUGGUCAUCAGAGAGGGCAAGCACGUUGAUGCCCGCGGACGUAUCCACCUACCUGGCCUUCACAACUGGGAUUAUCCAAAGUCAUCUGUGGUGGGUCUUCUGAAUGAGAUGGUUACCAAAUUUCAGGAAGACCCUCCAUUGUCCUCAAAGACCACACCAGACAACAAAGAUCCCCAUGAGCUCCUGGCGUUUGUCUCCAAUUUCCGUAUCAGUGAUGGUGGAAUCGGCCAUCAUGAUCAACCAAUCAACAAAGUCUCAGUUAUUGGGGGAGGAGAUUUAGGAAUGGCAUCAGUGAUGAGCAUUUUAUCCAAGUGUAAAGUGGAUAAACUGGUUUUCAUUGACGUUGCUGAGAGUUCCACCAAGGGUGGCAGUACAGAUCUGGAGAUUUUCAGUCUGCCAAAGGUUGAAGUAUCCAGAGACAUCUCAGCCUCUGCAGGCUCCAGGGUGGUCGUGGUGACUGCAAACGCAUGGAGCAGUGAACAGUCGUAUGUAACCGUGGUUCAGACCAACGUUGACUUGUAUAGAGGAAUAAUUCCCAAUCUGGCACGUCUCAGCCCUAGCGCCGUGAUGCUAAUUGCGUCACAACCAGUGGACAUCAUGACCCACGUUGCCUGGAGGCAGAGUGGCUUGCCUCCAACACAUGUGAUUGGAGCAGGGUGUAACCUGGACUCGGAGCGACUCAGUCAUGUCAUGGAUAUCAACCUGAACACACACAAACCAGCCUGGGUCAUAGGAGAACUUUCAGAUAACAAAAUUCCUGUGAUGAGUAACUCUGGGUUGAACUCCAAUGCAUCACCUGAGAUUGCCCAAGGAUCCAGCUCUACCAAACCACUGUUAGACAGAGCCUUUGAGAUCAUGAAAAAUCGAGGCCAGCGGUCAUGGUCGGUGGGUCUUUCUAUCGCCGACAUUACAAAUAGUGUCCUGACAGAUAAGAAGAAGGUGCACUCUGUCUCCACACUUGCUCAGGGUUGGGGUGGCAUAGCUGUAGAGGUGUUCCUCAGUCUGCCGUGCAUUAUGGGAGUAAACGGUUCAACACGCCUAGCUGGAGUGUCACUGGGACAAGAAGACGACUCCAAACUAAGGAACAGCGUUACCUCCCUUUCCAGCCUCAUGGCUCAACUUAGGAUAUGAAGGAUUCGAGUGGUGUGGGAGUAGCUGUGCUACUUACUACCCCAUCCUCAGUGGGUGGACUGUGUCUGUGCUGUCUGGGUUGCAUGCGGUUUCCCCUUGCACUAAAGUUUUAGGUUACAGACGUUACUUCUAUUUUGAAUUUAUAUAAACCUAAUCACAGCAUUUGUUCAUCCAUUCUCCUCACAGUGUAUAGCAAAUCAAUACUGUCAAUGUACAGACUGCAUUUUGUGUUUCAAGUAACCCUGUCUAUGACAAGCUGUUCAUUUGGUCUGGGUAUAAAUGACAAUUUGUCACAACCUGAUACAUGAAUGUACAGAAACUUUCUGCAAAAUCAUGUUGUCUUCAACAACAAAAGUUGAAGACAACAGUGCACUUUUACCUAAAAUGUAUGUUUGACCCACUCCAAUAGGAGAAAAAUGAGGGUGCCUGCAGAUAAAAUGUGAAGUACGAAUAUUAUACGUACUGCAGGAUGCUGGCAUUGAAUCAGUGGAUUAUGUUGGAAUGUUUUUAGUCUUCUUUCCUAUUUAAUAUUAGGGAGCUUCUAAAAGUGUACAUUUAAAUCUCUUGUGAGAUCUCAUUUACUUUGUAAGAAAAAACAACAACUUUAAACACCUUAAUUUUGAGGUAUAUACACUAUAUGAUACUGUGGGUGUGCAAUAAAUAUCUGAAAGCA
Messenger RNA from Oreochromis aureus, 3487 nucleotides. RefSeq names its product UEV and lactate/malate dehyrogenase domains (gene uevld). The record is from RefSeq and is a predicted model, not a curated record. Gene Ontology annotation, molecular function: oxidoreductase activity, acting on the CH-OH group of donors, NAD or NADP as acceptor. Gene Ontology annotation, biological process: protein transport; carboxylic acid metabolic process; protein modification process. Bases 1402 to 2814 code for a protein of 470 amino acids. The transcript is spliced from 15 exons. Lineage: Eukaryota; Metazoa; Chordata; Actinopteri; Cichliformes; Cichlidae.